CAGAUCUCCAACUUUGCGCCCAGACAACGCCCGCGCGGCUAGGCCUAUUGCGCGAGUUCGCGAGGGCCACUAACUAAUUAACUUGCAUCGUUGUAGACGGACGUACAUACAUGCAUUCAUACAUUUCGAAACAUAUCGGCAAUACCCCACCAAUCGAUCUUGGCAAUGCCUCACCAGGUCUCCCCCGAGCGAACAAUGUCGGACGAGAAGCUGGACAUUCGGGACGGACGGCGGUCGUCCAACGUGGAAGUUCCCAACCUGUCAGGCUGGUCCUCAUGGUUCGGCGGGCCCGGCGUCACCAUUGGGCCGCGCAUCGCGCCAGUCCUGAGCGGCAUCUCGCUCGGCAGCGACUCGGAUACCGACCAGAGCAGCAGGGCCAUCUUGGACAAGCAGCUGGCGGCGGAAGACGGUCAUGCGAUCAAAUACCGGACCUGCAGCUGGCAGAAGACAGCAGGACUGCUCUUCUCCGAAUACAUUUGCUUGGCCAUUAUGAGCUUCCCGUGGUCUUAUAGCGUUCUUGGCCUGGUUCCCGGAUUAAUCUUGACCGUUGUCAUCGCUGGCAUCGUGCUAUACACAUCCUUGGUGCUGUGGGAAUUCUGUCUUCGCCAUCCAGAAGUCCGCGAUGUCUGCGACAUUGGUCAGAUGCUUUUUUGGAACAAGAAGUGGGCUUGGUGGGCAACCGCUGCCAUGUUCAUCCUCAACAACACGUUCAUCCAGGCCCUGCACGUCCUGGUCGGCGCAAAGUAUCUCAACACCAUGACCGAGGCCAACGACGUGGCAUGCCGCACUGUCAGCUUCGGGGUCGUCGCGACCAUCAUCUGCUGGGUAUGCUCGCUUCCUCGAACGUUUGACAUGCUGUCCAAGCUCGGCACUGCCUCCGCCUUCUUCACCUUCGUCUCGGUCCUCCUGGCCACCAUCUUUGCGGCCGUCCAGGCACACCCGGCCGGCUUCGAUCCGCGCUCGAGCUAUACCAAGCCCGACGGCACAACAGGCAUCGGCGGCAACCCCAUCGUGACGGCCGUCCCCGUGGUGGGCACUACCUUCGUCAACGGCCUCGGUGCCUUCCUCAACAUUAGCUACACCUUCAUCGGCCAGAUCACCCUCCCGUCCUUCAUCGCCGAGAUGAGGGACCCGCGCGAUUUUCCCAAGGCGCUCUGGGCCUGCACCAUCGCCGAGAUCAUCCUGUUCAGCAUCGUCGGCUCCGUCGUCUACGCCUACGUCGGCAACCAGUACAUGACCGCCCCGGCCUUUGGCUCCCUCGAGCCUUUGUUCAAGAAGGUCUCCUUCUCCUUCAUGAUCCCCACCAUCGUCUUCCUCGGCGUGUUGUACGCCUCCGUCUCGGCCCGCUUCAUCUUCUUCCGCAUCUUCCAAAAUUCUCGCCACAAGAACGAGCACACUGUCGUUGGCUGGGUUACCUGGGCGUCCAUCUUGCUGGCUACCUGGAUCGUCGCCUUCAUCAUUGCUCAGGUGAUCCCCUUCUUCUCCUCACUCCUUUCCCUUAUGAGCUCCCUCUUCGACAGCUUCUUCGGCUUCAUUUUCUGGGGUGUUGCCUACUUCCGCAUGCGCCGUGCCGAUGGGAGCAUCGCCGUGGUUAAGGAACACACGGUGGCAGGCUACCUUCUCGGGUCACUCAACGUCUUCAUCAUCCUGGUCGGCGUCUUCUUCCUGAGCGUAGGCACAUAUGCAACCGUCGAGAGCAUCAUCCUCGAGUUUGAAAGCGGCGCAGUCGGAUCGGUCUUUUCAUGUGCUAGCAACGGGCUAUAAGGCGGGAAGAGAAGGUUCAAUUGGAUAGAGAGGAAGAUACCCGAAUUUUGCCAUAUCAAGCAUGAUAAGCAAGCCUCGGAAAAAGAGGGUUUUUGCAACAGUCUAUAUCAGUAAUGUUACGGCUGCAAAUUCAGGCCCUCGUUCAGAGCCGCAG
Messenger RNA from Thermothelomyces thermophilus ATCC 42464, 1918 nucleotides. RefSeq names its product amino-acid permease. The transcript is spliced from 8 exons. Bases 166 to 1764 code for a protein of 532 amino acids. The record is from RefSeq and is a predicted model, not a curated record. Gene Ontology annotation, cellular component: vacuolar membrane. Gene Ontology annotation, biological process: amino acid transmembrane transport. Gene Ontology annotation, molecular function: amino acid transmembrane transporter activity. NCBI's taxonomy places the organism in Eukaryota, Fungi, Ascomycota, Sordariomycetes, Sordariales, Chaetomiaceae.